Capsicum annuum is the source of this 2488-nucleotide messenger RNA. Its product is annotated as protein INVOLVED IN DE NOVO 2. Lineage: Eukaryota; Viridiplantae; Streptophyta; Magnoliopsida; Solanales; Solanaceae. Gene Ontology annotation, biological process: gene silencing by siRNA-directed DNA methylation. The record is from RefSeq and is a predicted model, not a curated record. Bases 441 to 2378 code for a protein of 645 amino acids. The transcript has 7 exons.
UGUUAUUGGGGUGGAAAGAGGGAUAAGGUGGGAUCAUAAGUUACAUUUAUCAUUUUCUAGAAAAUAAAUUUCCUUAACUCAUGAGGGAAAUAAGUUAUUAUGAAAAAUGUUUGAAAAACAUUUUAUUACAGCCAAACAAGAAAAAAUAGAAAAACAUUUUGGAGAAAUCAUUUGCCAUAGUACCAAACACAUCCUUUGUCUCUCCUCAUCAAAACCCAAUUUUACUUGCCUCCUCACUCACUACCUACGAAAAGACCCUAUUCACUCCUUCAAGAGAAACUGCUGCCUAAUACCUUCUCUUUUGCUGCUUGACGCUUGGUUUGGAAAAUCCGGGCAAGUAGAUCUGAGACAGAUAACAAUUCUUUUCCUCUUUGCUCGAUUUCUGUUGUUUAACAAGGUGUCAUUCUUGUACGUUUAAAUCUUGCAAGUAGGAGAGUUCUAUGGAUCAUAGUUCCGGGGAAGACACUGAAAUAAGUGAAUCAGAGAUUGAAGAAUAUGAAGAAAAAUCUUAUGAAGAUUUGAAGAGCGGAAAUCACUCUCUUAAGAUAUCAGAUGUGGCAUACACUUGCCCGUAUUGUCCAAAGAAAAGAAAGCGUGACUUUUUGUACAAGGAACUUGUGCAGCAUGCAAGUGGGGUGGGAAGCUGUAGCUCUAAUAAGAGAACUGCGAGAGACAAGGCGAAUCAUCUUGCAUUGGCAAAGUACUUGGAAACUGAUGUUGCAUUUGCUGAUGAUUCAUCUAAACCUGAUGCCGAGCCGGAUCCUCAAGCUGACCCUCUUGCGGAUCAUGAUCGUGAUGAGAUGUUUGUCUGGCCUUGGAUUGGGGUUGUUGUGAACAUUCCCACUGAAUUUAAGGAUGGACGCUAUGUGGGAGAAAGUGGUUCUAAGUUGAGGGAUCAGUUGACGAAGAGAGGUUUCAACCCUACACGGGUACGUCCAUUGUGGAAUUACCAAGGCCAUUCUGGUACUGCUCUUGUUGAAUUCAACAAAGACUGGUCUGGAUUUGGUAAUGCAAUGUCAUAUGAGAAGGCUUACGAGGCUGACCAUCAUGGCAAGAAGGACUGGAAAGCCAACCUUGGUAAAAACUCUGAUCUGUAUGCUUGGAUUGCUCGUGCUGAUGACUAUAAAGCUAUCAACAUCGUGGGUGAAAAUCUCCGCAAGGUUGGAGACCUUAGAACCAUAUCUGAUAUCAUGGAAGAAGAAGCUCGGAAGACGAAUAAGCUCGUUUCUAAUUUGACAAAUGUUAUUGAAGUCAAGAAGUUACACUUGAAGGAGAUGGCGGACAAAUUUAAGGAGACUGCACAGUCUUUGAAACAAUUGGUUGAAGAGAAAGAUAAACUGCAUCAAGCGUACAAUGAAGAGAUAAGAAAAAUCCAGUCAAGUGCACGUGAUCAUUUCCAGAAGAUAUUUAAUGAUCAUGAAAAGUUGAAAUUGCAAUUGGAAUCUCAGAAGAAAGAGCUUGAGCUCCGAGGUAGAGAACUGGAGAAACGUGAGGCGAAAAAUGAAAGUGAUAGGAAGAAACUGUCUGAGGAGCUUGAACAGAAUGCUACUCUAAAUACCUCACUUAGUGCCGCUGCUGAAGAGCAAAGAAAGGUCGAUGAAAAAGUACUGAAAUUGGCUGAAGAGCAGAAGAGGCAAAAGGAAGAUCUCCAUAAGAGAAUAAUUCAGCUGGAAAAACAACUCGAUGCGAAACAAGCUGUAGAGCUGGAAAUUGAGCAGUUGAGGGGAUCAUUGAACGUGAUGAAACAUAUUGAAGAUGAAGGUGAUCAAGAAGUUUUGAAAAAGGUGGACACACUCCUCAAAAGUUUAAGAGAGAAGGAAGAAGAAUACGAUGGGUUGGAAGCAUUAAAUCAAACUCUGAUAGUGAAGGAAAGAAACAGUAAUGAUGAGCUGCAAGAAGCUCGAAAAGAGUUGGUUAAUGGCUUAAAGGAGCUACCAAGAGUUGGUCCAAUUGGUGUUAAGAGGAUGGGAGAGCUCGACAACAGACCAUUCCAUGAAGCAAUGAAGAGGAACUACAAUGAGUCAGAAGCAGAUGAAAGAGCUACGGAGUUAUGCUCAUUGUGGGAGGAAUACCUUAGAGACCCUGGAUGGCAUCCCAUCAAAGUCAUUAUUGUUAACGGGAAACCUGAGAACGUGAUAGAUGUUGAAGAUGAAAAGCUGAAAGACUUGAAGAAAAAUUAUGGGGAGGAAGUUUACAAAGCUGUCACAGCAGCUUUGACAGAGAUUAACGACCACAACCCUAGUGGAAGAUACAUCAUCUCAGAGCUCUGGAAUUAUGCAGUCAAUAAGAAAGCUACUCUGGAGGAGGGAGUUACAGUGUUGCUAAACCUGUGGAAAAAGAAGAGGUCCGGAUUGAUGCUUCCAUGUGCUUUACCUUAGCUCUUUAGGCGGCCCCAAGAAUGGGGUGGCGUGUGAUAACAACUCCAAACUCCUAAUAACAAUUAGAAACAUGUUGCAGGGAUUCUUGUGUGAAGAAGCGUUGUGUUCAA